Molecule: messenger RNA, 410 nt
Organism: Pseudovirgaria hyperparasitica
Lineage: Eukaryota; Fungi; Ascomycota; Dothideomycetes; Acrospermales; Acrospermaceae
Exons: 1
Coding region: 52-345 (97 amino acids)
Source: RefSeq, a predicted model, not a curated record
AGAAAGUCUGCGAACCCAACCCGUGAACUAUCAUAAUUCCACAGAAAAGAAAUGGACGUCAACAAUGACCCUGCAUCAAAAACCGAGCAAAGUCUCCCACCGACCGAGACCGAGACUUCGCAAACCUCAUCACCUUCCCCAGCCAAUAACGACAACAACGAAAAGAACAACGAGAACACUCAGGAGCCAGCCGCGCAGACCUCUCCCACCCGACCCACCUCAACUCAAAAGAAAAUAGAUUUUUGGGUAACGCACGACGAAUACCAAGCCCGUCAAAAGCAGCUCGCCAGCUCAGGCAAUGACCUAAACACUCAGCUAGCACGGCGUAAAAGAAAGGUUCGAUAGCCAGCCCUGGCCUGAGCGAAACAUGAAACGUGGGUAGGAAGUAAUAUAUCUGAGGGAACGUGCUG